UUCAAUUUGCAUACUUAAGUGGGCUGUUUACACAUUCUUUCUUCACUUCCAUCGACGGCGACGAUGACGCCGUAGACAGCGCUGACAACGACGUCUUCGUCUCCGCCGGUAUCAGUGUCAUCUUCUUGCUGCUGUUUACCUCUGUAAUCAUACGAUCUUCUACCUUUAUCUCUUUCACCUCGAUCACUCGUGAUCUCCGUUAGGCUCUGCAAUACCAUGAGCCGACCUUUCAUGGGUGGACAUAACAAAGGCCACGGUGGUCGCAGUGGUGGUGGUAAUAACUCUGGAGGUCAAAGCAGGAUUGGUGGGACAGGGGGACGGGGUCCAGGAGGAUUCAAUAGCCCUGUCGUUUACAAGGAAAACGUUCUGGCACGGAUUCCUGACCACCUGACGCCAGACAAGCAAAACAAGCUUAUCGCUGUCCUUCGGAAGGUACCAGUGAAGGCGACGCGUCCAACACGCCCUGACUUCGGUACCUUGGGCAAGCACAUCGUUUUGCGCUCUAAUUUCUUCCCAAUAGAGCUGCCCGAGGGCCCUCUGUAUGAAUACGAGGUGAAGAUCGAGCCAACGACUUUUUUGAACAGGCGCAAAGAUCGUAUCUUCCAGUUGCUUGAGGCCAGCCCUCAGGUUCAACCCUGGCUAGGCUUCAUUGCUCAUGAUAGAAGCACACGCCUCGUAUCUGCUGUGAAGUUCCCGACUUUGAGCGUAGCAGUACCGUUCUAUGAAAAGGACCAGGAUGGCCCUUCAUCUGGUGCCAUUACCUACCAGAUUUCCAUCAUCUUCAAGGUCGAGCUGAACUUCGAUGAACUCUCCAAAUACCUGAAUGCCAAUGAGGAAUACCGGGACUACGAUCCAUUGCCCAUUAUAUCUGCCUUAAAUUUGGUACUGCAGCAGAAUGCCAUGCGCACAGGUGUACGUAUUGGGCAGAACAAGUAUUACUUUCAGCCGCCUCCUAGCGAGCACAAGUCCCUGGGGCCCAGCAUUGAGGCAUGGAGAGGCUUUUCUAUAUCUGUUCGGCCAGCUUAUAAGCAAUUAAUGGUUAACAUAAAAGCAUGUAUGGCCCCAUUCGUCAAGCCAGGCAACCUUGCAGAUGUUCUUGAACUGUUCAAUCGGGAUUCUCUGGGCGGGAUGCCGACGCUUCCCAAGGGCCUUGCCAGGAGCAUCAAAGUCGUCACCACCUAUCUUGGACAUAAGCGACGCUAUAAACUCUGGGAUAUUGGCCACAAAUCUGCACAAAAUACUACCUUUCCUUGCGAAGAAUUUGAAAAGAACGACAUGUCAAUCGAAGAAUUCUUCAAGAAAAAGUAUAAAAUUGAUCUGAUUCAUGGAGCUGACCUUCCAGUGGUCAAUGUUGGGAAUGCCAAGAGACCAGUAUGGCUGCCUGCUGAACUGUGCACGAUUGAAGCUGGGAAUCCGUACCGAGGACGGUUGAGCAAUCAAGAAGUAGCACAGAUGAUCCGACACGCGUGUAACCCCCCACACGUUAAUGCGGAGUCUAUAACUGGGGAAGGGUUCAGCAAUCUAUCUCUCUCGCCUCCCCAGCCACCCGUAGAUGGGUUUGGCAUUUCCAUUGACCAGGAAAUGGCCGUCAUCCCCGCUCGUGAACUCCCCCCUCCGGAGUUGUCGUAUGGUCAAGGAACGCGCAGGGUUACCAACGGUUCGUGGAACAUUCUCGGGUCUAAGUUCCAUCGCGGUGCGACUAUCGACGGAUUCUGGGUCCUCCCUAUACGAGAGCGAAUAAAUAAUAAAUAUCCGCCCCCAAAGGAUAUCAAGCCGUUGAUUAUGGCGUUCUUGGAGAAGCUGCAAUCAUCUGGGAUGAAUGUCCCAGCGGGAAUGCCGCGAUUACUGUACCCGUUGCCGAUCCGGGGAGGGAUCAAUUCUCUGAAUACUAUCAGAUCGUGUCUGCAGAAUGCGAUGCAAAACGGUCCCAGGCCCAGUUUUGUGCUAGUACUGUUAAUGCAUAGGGACAACUUCAUCUAUCCUGGUGUCAAAGUUACGAUGCAGCUUGAGAAUGCUAUGAAAGUAGAGAGACAGGACCAAUACCUUUCGAAUAUCGCAUUGAAGGUGAAUAUCAAGCUUGGAGGGAUCAAUCAUAAGGGAUCGACGUUACCCAUCCCUACCCCAGGGACGAGAUUUGGCACUCCAUCUAUCGCGGCGGUCGUGGCAAGCGUGGAUGACGACUUCGUCCAGUUCCCUGCGAGCAUGAGGAUUCAAAGACCUGAUACUAAUAAGCAUUCGAAAGAGGUUGUCGAGGAGCUGCAACAUAUGAUGCUCGAGCGUCUGUUAGCUCACAAGAAGAAAAACGACGCUUUGCCGGAGAGGAUUCUUGUGUUCCGAGAUGGUGUUUCCGAAGGCCAGUAUAAUAUUGUGAUUCGAGAAGAAGUCGCGCAAAUUAUGGAGGCUGCGAAGAAACUCGAUACCAAGGACGGGGAGACGUACAAACCCCUUGUAUCUGUCAUCAUAUGCGGGAAGCGCCAUAAUGCUCAGUUCUACCCUACAGAUAGGACGAAUGCAGAUAAGAAAGGCAACACGAAACCUGGAACGGUGGUUGACCAGGGGAUUACCGGAGUGUUUGACUAUGAUUUCUAUCUCCAAGCCCACGCCGGUCUUCAGGGUACGGUCAAACCGACGCAUUACGUUGUCAUCUACGACGAGAACGAUCUUGGUGUGGAUGAUCUUCAGAAGGGGACGAACGAUACGAGCUAUCUAUAUGCACGGUCCACGAGGGCUGAUGAUUCCUCGACUGUUUCUGGGUCGCUCAAUCGGGAUGAAGAGGCAGCGAGAGUAUUUGAUGCUGCUCAGGAGGCUUGGGGCCAUGGGCUUCACGACGAUAUCAAGGAUAGUAUGUUCUAUAUCUAGAGCCAAGAAUUUAAGAGGAAGGAAGAUGUCUGACUGUAUAUGCUGGUGUGCUUUCUGUAUCUCUUGUAUUGCUGUUGCUGUCGAGUUGCUUUCGUGAUGCCAUGUUGUAAUGCCAAUAAAUGGGCUUUUGAUUGUAUGUUAUCGCUCAUGUCUCCAGGAUGAUCAUAAAUAACGACGAGACUCAAGUGUCAUAGGAUGGACACUGGCGAAGGGCAGGGUUGAUCCCUGAAGUGCCCCGCCGGGGUCCUACCACCGACGUUCUACCACCGACGUUUACGAGCCAGAAUUUAAGAGUUGGGUCUGCUCAAGGGCUUCAGACUGCGGUUUUCGUUCUAGGAAUUGGGAUACCUGAUGAGUUGCUAAAUCAUGAGUGGGGCGUGAUUGUUCCGCCGAUUGCCAUGUUUGUAGAAAACGGGCUUUCGUCCACGUCAGCAAC
Messenger RNA from Desarmillaria tabescens, 3295 nucleotides. RefSeq names its product argonaute-like protein. Gene Ontology annotation, molecular function: single-stranded RNA binding; protein binding; RNA endonuclease activity. The transcript is spliced from 13 exons. Gene Ontology annotation, biological process: regulatory ncRNA-mediated post-transcriptional gene silencing. The record is from RefSeq and is a predicted model, not a curated record. NCBI's taxonomy places the organism in Eukaryota, Fungi, Basidiomycota, Agaricomycetes, Agaricales, Physalacriaceae. Bases 217 to 2859 code for a protein of 880 amino acids.